CGUGUGGGUGAAACCGCAUUUUCCGGUUUUCCCUAAUGCUGAGUCUUGGAAGAAUUCGGGUUUAGUAUCUGUUGUUUACGAUUUGGAUUACAACUAAAACAAUGGAGGCUAUUAAUCGUUACAAAGUAUCGUUUUGUGGUACGUUUGACAUGAAUUGAUCAUUUGUUUCGCGCGCAGCAACAGAUUAUCAAAGAUAAGAAGACGAUCGGCGAUCUUUCAUCGCAAAAGGCAACUUGAUCUGGGGUGUGCACGCGUUCUGGAGGCUGUUUUUCGGAUUUGUUGUGAGGUUUUCAUUGUCAACUUUGUUUAAAUCUCGGAACCAACAUGCCACAGACAACUCCAUAUUCAGGCAAAUUCAGCCCUGGUUCUUACAACAGCGGUCAUAGUCAUCGACAACCAGUGGAAGAAAACUAUGGGGGUUUGCACUACCGUGAUAAUAAGCUUGUGUCUGGGUCUCUAGAAGCCUUGGUACAGUUACUUGUCCCUACUGUGGACUAUUAUCCUGAUAGAUCUUACAUCUUCACUUUCCUGCUAAGUUCCCGCCUCUUUCUGCAUCCGUUUGAACUCGUGUCCCGAGUUUGUUACUUAUGUGUGGACCAUCACAGGGUCGGUGACCCGCAGACAGAUAAGAAACGAAUACGAGAGAUUGCACCGAAAAUUGUGCAGCUGCUCACGGAAUGGACGGAGACCUUUCCAUACGACUUCAGAGACGAGCGUAUGAUGCGCAGCCUAAAAGAGAUGACCCAUCGUCUUGCUUUUGGAGAUGAGCUGUCACGGAGGGCCAUGCAGAGACUCAUUCAGCGGCUCUUGCGCAAACUGACCACUCUCGGACAGUACGAAGAGUCGCUGGCAACCAUCAGCGCCGCCGCCGCUGCUGUGGACAGACCCACCGCCUUGAAGUCCAAACAGCAGUUAGCACGUAGAGAUGAGUGCGUUAUGAAUCUCUGCGACGACCCUUUCGUCUUCGCCCAGCAACUAACACACAUUGAAAUGGAAAAGCUCAGUUAUAUUGGCCCUGAAGAAUUUGUUCGAGCAUUUGUUCAGAAAAGACCCUCAGACAACCAUAAGAGCUUCUUCAGCAAAAGAAAAGUGAAUAACCUUGAGGCUUAUGUUGAAUGGUUCAACAGACUAACCUACCUUGUAGCCACAGAAAUUUGCAUGCCUGUGAAGAAGAAACACAGAGCGAGGGUUUUGGAGUUCUUCAUAGAUGUGGCACAGGAAUGCUUCAACAUUGGCAACUUUAACUCCCUGAUGGCCAUUAUUACGGGAAUGAACAUGAACCCUGUAUCCCGGCUAAAGAAGACCUGGAACAAAGUCAACACAGACAAAUUUGACAUUCUUGUGCACCAAAUGGACCCAUCAAGCAACUUUUACAGCUACCGCACAGCACUGCGUGGAGCGACUCAGAGAUCAAGUACAGCACACACGAGCCAGGAAAUGAUUGUUAUCCCAUUCUUCAGUUUGUUUAUUAAAGACAUCUACUUCCUGAAUGAAGGAUGUGUCAAUAGAUUACCUAAUGGCCACAUCAAUUUUGAGAAAUUUUGGGAGUUGGCUAAACAAGUGAGCGAGUUUCUGUCGUGGAGGCAGGUGAUAUGUCCAUUCGAAAGAGACAAGAAGUUACUUCACUAUCUCAUCAGUGUGCCGGUAUUCACUGAAGAUGAGCUCCAGCUUGCUUCAUAUGAGAGUGAAGGUCCAGAAAACAACUUGGAGAGGGACACCCGCCGUUCCCUUAGGACAUCUCUCAGUAGAAUGUAAAUGGCAGCUUUGGGAGCGUGUCCUGACAGAAGGACUCUUGGCACUAAAGACUUUGAAGGACUUUUGUAAUCAUGGUAUUUUUGUUGUUGUUAAACCUGAGGCUGGAUUCUCAUUGUGACAGUAACGCUAUGCUAAAGGAAAUGUAUUCAUCUCAUGUACCUCAAGUACCUUAAUGAAAUGCUAUAAACCUCCUGGGUGAAUUAAGAGCAGUUCGCUGGCUGAUCUGUUCUUUUAUGUGUUUUUCUGUUAUUUUUGAUGUUGGUAGUUGGUAUUGUUUUUGUGUACUGAACAUAUUUGUUACAAUAUGAAAAUAUAUUUUUGUGUAUAAUAGUUUUAUGUUGUAUAAGUGUACAUGUUUCCCUAUAAAGACAUUUCUCAGCUAA
This is a messenger RNA of Paramisgurnus dabryanus, 2138 nucleotides long. It is a transcript of the gene rasgef1bb, whose product is annotated as RasGEF domain family, member 1Bb. Gene Ontology annotation, cellular component: plasma membrane. Gene Ontology annotation, molecular function: guanyl-nucleotide exchange factor activity. NCBI's taxonomy places the organism in Eukaryota, Metazoa, Chordata, Actinopteri, Cypriniformes, Cobitidae. The record is from RefSeq and is a predicted model, not a curated record. Gene Ontology annotation, biological process: Ras protein signal transduction.